Molecule: messenger RNA, 8136 nt
Organism: Porites evermanni
Lineage: Eukaryota; Metazoa; Cnidaria; Anthozoa; Scleractinia; Poritidae
Source: the annotation of a GenBank genome assembly
AUGGCGAAUUACGCUAGAGACAAAGAAUAUAUUUUGAAGCAACUUGCCAUGGCUAAAGAAACAUUAACGAAAUUAAGGGCCCUUACUGAUUCAAGGAAUUCAGUAGACAGUCGGCUCAAUGGACAAAAUGGAAGUUCUUCGCCGGGCACGGAAAGCGUGAAUGGAUUUGAUGACUUUAAACAUGAGAGCGACGAAAGAAGUUCUGGAGUAGGGAUGGAAUCGCCGCGUUUUGAUUUUUACACACAAAACACGAAUUUAGUGAGUGAUAAAUCGCAUGUUGCGCGCGAUAGUCUUGUUAGAGUGCUGGGUUUACAGGUGUCUAAAUUGGAGGACGAUUUGAAAGUCGCCCUGCUGGAGUAUGUUGAACAAAUGGAAGCACAGAAAGAAGAAUUAAUCUCCAGCUUUGAAACAAUGCACGCACAACUUUCAAAACAUCAUGAAAUCUGUCAAGAACAUAACAGAGAAACGGCAGAAAAAGACGCGUGUAUCGAACGUCUUAAAGUUGAUAAACAUACAUUAGAAUUGGAAGUAGAGAAAUUAAGAGGAGAAAAUAUGCAUUUUAAAGCUACGGGUGGGCACGCACGUGAAAACGGUUACAAACUGUCGCCAGGUUUUGUUGAACAUGACGAGCUGAGCGAAACACUCAUGAAGGAAAAUUCACGUUUAAGAGAAAGGCUUCGCAAAUACGAGACAAGCGAUUAUGCGCGAAUGGAGAGGAAAGUAGCUCUUCAAGAAAAAUUGUGCGAGUCUUACAAUAAAGACGUUAUGUCCAAAGAUAGUUCACUCAAGCGCUUGAAGGCUGAAAACCGAGGUCUGCAUGAAGACGUCAAAAAUCUUCAAGACGAAGUUUUAAGAGUGAAUGCAAAUCGCCUGAAUGCAGAACAAGAUAGAGCGAGAUUGCAGCAGGAAUUGCAGUUUAGCGAGGAGCAAGUAAGUACACUGAGAGAAAAGUUGAGCAGCGCUACCGAGCAGACCAGAUAUUUACAAAGGUGUAUAAACGAUGGAAAUUCCAAGGCAAACACUUCUACAGGUAAUCUGCCUGAACUGGAAAAAGAGAUUUUAGCCUUACGAGGCAAAUGUGAAAGUUACAAAGAUAAAUUGAAUGACAAAGAAAGAUUCCUUGCUUCUGUUACUGCAGAGAAUCAAGGCUUGAAAACAGCUGUGGACACCAUGAAACGACAACUGGCUGCUGUAAGAGGCGAAGAACGUUCGCUUAAGAUCGAGAAUGAAAGAUUACAGAAAGAAAACGCAGAUAGAGAGAUUGAUCGCUUGAGCUCCGAAACAACGACUGAAGCCCACAGCAACAAGAUCUCUAAAAUGAAACAAGAACUGCACGACUUCGAAAGGAAGGUUAGCGAACUGGAGCUACAGCGACAAAAACACGAACAAAGAGAAACUGAGUUGAGCCAAGACAUGAUGGCCAAUCUGGAAAAGUACACUCGAGUUGAACAACAGUUAUAUCUCUCGAAGAAGGAGCUUACACAACUGCAAGGAUUUUACGAGUCAAGCGAGGCGAAAAAGGGGGAUUUGCAAGUAGAGUUAGAGAAUUCCAGACAAAGAAUUGUUAAUUUGGAGAGACAGUUAGAUGAACGUCGAAGAGAUGAUGAGGGGAAUGAAAGAAUGCAUGAUGUUGUGAAAGAAAACAAAGGCUUGAGCGAAGAAAAUAGAAGAUUAAAGGAAGAAUUUGAAACAAGCAAAACUGAAAUAGAGGAAUUAGAAGAGGCGUUGCAAAAUGCACGGGAACAAAAUUCCUUGCAAAGAAUGAGACUGGACGCACAUGAUACCUUGAUGAAGAGAAAGGAUGAAAGAAUUAAAGAAUUACAAAACGAGUUAGUGGUAUUACAUAAUCAAAUCGAUGAUUUGACUGACGACAUUCUCAAGAAAAACAGAGAGAUGGAUGCUUUACGAAUGUCAAAAAGGCUUCUGGAGCAAGAAAUGGAGCUGUCAAGAUCUGCGGGAAAGGUAACCGCUAAAUCUGUUUAUAGAGACGUCACAGCGAAAGAUAACUCGCCACUGUAUCCCACUAUAGACCCAGCCAGUCCAGACAGUGGGUUCUCUGACAUGGAACGAGAAAGGGCCAUUGACAGAUUAAGAAGAGAAUUCCUUUUCCAUCCUCAACAACCUAUUCUGUAUGAGGAAAAUCUUGAAACCAGCGAGGAAGCGAAAAUUCGCGAGGAUUUAGCUCUCGCAACUCGCAGACUCAGGGAAACAGAGGGAAAAUUGACAGACGUGAUUGCUGAGAAUGAGAAUCUUAAAGAUCAGGAACACGAAGCGAGGAGUUUACAACUACAAAUGAAAGAGGAACUUGCUAAAGUGAUUGCUGAAAAGAACGAGUUAGAAAAUAGAGAGAAGAAUCUCACACAGCUUUUGGAGGAGAGGAAAAGAAUUGUGUCUCUAGUCGAUAACGAGGAAUCAUUAGAAUCCAGUGAGGAGGAAGAAAGUUUGCUUGUUAUAGACGAGCAACCGAUAGAAAAAUCCUUCUUACAGCCUGUUCUAGAAACAAUUCCAGAGAACGCUGAAGUUCAUUUUCAACAUGAGCCCGUGGAGGAGAGCCUUAUCGAUUUUCUGGACGAAUCGGACAGCCUUCACUUACAAACGCCUCUAAUGGAUCCUAUCACUGAACAUCAUCAGACAACAGAAGAACUUGAAAGAAAAGUACAAGACCUCGACACACGUUCAGAAAAAUUAAGCGCGGAGAAAGAGGAAUUGUUAUCAGCGUUAACAAAUUCUCGAGAUGCUCAGGAGAAGAUGGAGCAGAGGGAAAACGCAGUUCAGGAGCACAAGGAAGAAAAACUUCUCACCAAAAACGACGAAAUGCCAGAUAAAACUCAUGAUUAUGAGUCACGUUUAGCGAAGACGAAUGCAGAGAAGGAGAAUCUAUUGUUAGAGUUACAACAAACAAGGGAAAACUUCAGGGAGAUAGAGAAAAAGUACACAGAUUCUCAGAGGAAUAAAAAGGAACUAGAAAUUAGAAAAGAAGAUCUGGCCAGUAAAAUAACUGAAUAUGAAUUAUGCUUGUCGAAAAUGAACGAGGAAAAUGAAGAACUGCAGAUGGAAUUAACACACACUCGAGAAAACCUAGCAUGGUUUGAGAACGAGGCUAAAGUUUUACAAGAUGAUAAUAACGACCUUGUGAAUAAAACGAAGGAACUGGAGGAAAACAUUCAAAACUAUGAAACAAGUUUAGCAAACAUGAAUGUGGAGCAUGAAAAGUUGUUGUCAGAGGUAACACACACUCGAGAGAAUCUUCGAGAGACGGAAAAUGAGUGUAAAGCUGAGCGUAAGAACAGGGUAGAACUUCAAAAGAUAAUGCAAGAGGAAUUGUUAGCAAAGGAUGAUGAAGUUGCUAAGUUACAAAAAGAGCUGUCGGUGUUAUGCGAGGAACAAAAGCGUUUGCAGGAGUUUGUUGAUAGCUCCAAGGAGACUGUUGCCAACGCUGAGGAGGAGUUGCUAAAAGGGCAGAACAUUAUUCUUGAUCUAGAGAAACAACGAAACAAUUUACGCACCCAGGAGAAAUCUUUGAGAGAGCUUCUGCACCAAUCGGAGGAAAGCAAUGCGAGUUUGCAAGUUCAGCUUGGAGAGAUGGAGCAGGCUUAUCGGAAAGUGGACAAGGAAACCAAAGCUUUGCAACAGCAAAUUAUUCUUGAACAACAGGGAUCUACACAACUGGAGCACCAAGUUGAAGAUUUCAGGAAAAAGGUCGUAGUGGAACAAGAAAAGCAGAAAAAAGUUUCGGAAAAUUUGGACGAAGUGCAAAAACAAAAUGAACAUUUAAGGCAACAACUGGAGGACGCUGAACAUGUUUUGGAAAAUUCUCACAAAGAAAAAGCAAAAAUGAUCUCAGCACUGCAAGAUACUAUUCGAGAAAAAGAAAAUGACAUAGAAGAACUUCGAGAAGAAUUAUUAAUCUCUGAACAACGUUAUAACGAAAUCAAGUCGCUGUCCAGCAACAAUCAAACUGAGAUUUCGGACUUACAAGCCGAGUUGAUUGAAACUAAAGAACAGUUUUUCACAGUUUCACAAGACAAGGCAAAACUUGUACGUGAUCAAAAGGAACUGGAGCAAGAAAUCGUUGAAAAAGAUGAGAAAAUAGCUGCAUUGGAGAUUGACAAAAGCGAGGCUAAAAGAGAAAUCUUCACGGGAGAGAAACAAGCGGAAGACCUUUUUGACAAGCUAAGAGAUUGCGAAAGUGAGGUCAGAAAACUAAGUGAAGAGAACAAACAAUUGAAGAAAGACGUGGAACAGGCAGUUCACAAUAACAAAGAACUGGAAACGUUGAUAGCGGAAAGCAACGAAGAGGGGAAAGCUCUUGAACAACAGCUGUCAGCAGCUCACGAAAGCAUAACAGACUUAGAAACGGCGUUUGAGAGGGGGGAAGACAAGAAUCUACAAACUGAAAAAUCUUUCCGCGAAGCCAAAGAAACAAUCGCAAAGCUUGAGACACAGUUAGAGGCAAGGCAAGACGAGUAUCGUGCUUUGGAGAGAGAUUAUAAUGAAACAGAAAAGGAACUCGAAAGAGCACAAGACGACCUGGAUUCAAGCCAGGGUAAACUUACCAAUUUAGAGAGGAAGCUGAGAGUUGCAGAGGAAAAUGUUUCAGAGCUUGAGAUGGCCAGGGACAAUGGACUUUCAAACGAACAGCUACUUCAGCAGAGAUUUGCAACAGCGCGAGAGGACAUUGAGAAAAUGGAGAGAGAUAAUGAUGAGCUCAAAGAAAAGCUCAUGACGGUGGAAAAGAAACUAGGGGAAUUGUUAUCAAGUCACGAAACAUUGGAAGACGGAAAUGAAGAGCUUGAAAAUGUCAACAGAGAGCUUCUCAAAGAACUGGAGUACGAACGAGACAGACGUUCGGCUUUAAAACAAAAAGUUGAAACUAAGGAUAGGGAAAAUGACGUUGUUCAAAGAAAACUUCAGGUGCUUGAGAAAAGCAUAACAGAAAAAGAUGACUUACAAAAUAAAAGCGUGGAGGAAAAGGUUAAGAUGAAGGAAGAGCUAGCAAAGGCUAAGAAAACUAUCUCCGAGUUAGAAGUGACGAAAGAGAAUCAAGAGGAAAGCAUACAUGAAAUCGAAGAACUUCUGAGAGAAACGCGUGGUAGGACGACGAGUCUUGAACAGCGCCUUGAGGAAGCGCUGAGAGAAAACGAUGAUUUACAUGAAGAACUUGAAGAAGUGAACAGAAAGUUGAAAUAUACUAAAGAAGAAAAUACCGAGUUGGAGAAGAUGUUGGAAAAUCAAAAACAGAUCACAGAUAGCUUUCGAAAUAAUCUUGCAGAAAAGGAGGAGAGUGUAAUGAAUUCCAAUUACAACCGUGACGCAGCUGAGAGGAGUUUGCAGUCGAUGAAGAAGGACCUCGCACGAAAGGACGCAAAGCUUAAAAUGCAAAAGGAACAGAUAGAGGACAUGGAGAAUGAAGCUGAAAAGACUGGAAGGAAAGUUAGGGAAACCGAGUCUGCAAAUAAAAAACUCAUCAAUGAAAACGAUAGACUCGCGAAGGAAUUGGCUGACGUCAAAGCAAAGAUAGUAAAGUUAGAGGCGACGCUUAAAGAAAAGGGCAGGGCAAAUUCCGAACCAAACGUUCCUGUUGUCCGUGUGUCGGAAGUCCAAUCCAACCCAAUUGCAGCAGAGAAACUAAUUCGCGAUUGGUCAGACAAACUUAGCACCGCUCAGGUCAAAGUAACGGACCUCGAAAAUGAGCUUCUAAAAGAUAUAAAGAAGCACGAAGCUAAGGUUCACCGAACUCGACCUGUCCCUCGCGAAUUGCGAAGAAGAAGCGCAGAUUACGUUCUAACGGAUCAUGGGAGGCCCAGUCGGUUCAGGUCCCGACAGCGACCGAACACAAGUCGUGACAGCUCUGUUGAUUCUCUCAGAUCAACACAGUCUAUGUUGGAUUACCUAGACGAAAGAAUCGCAGAUGAAAAUCUCCUUUCUGCAUCUGGUCCUAUAGAAUCAAGUACUGAUUUACCAAUGGCUUUGCGUUCCGAAACUGCUACUCCGCUGGCUUCAGAAACAGGUACACCACUCCCCUCAGAGAAUGCCACGCCUGUGCCCUCAGAGACUAGCACUCCAAUAGCAGAGGGGAAUGGUACUCCGGUGUUUUCAGAUAAUGAGAGCUGGUCUGGUGUUCCUGUGACGACAACGGCCAAUGCAAAGUCUCUGAACACGCCAGUUACGACACCAGAAGAAUCAAUCGAUGACAAGGAAUUCUCACCGAAGCAAGAGAGCAAGCAGCAAAAAGUUGUUGAGACGCAGUCAAAUUCACGAAGCGAGGACGUACAUUAUCUUGGCCAGAGCCUGGAGAAAAUUCUUGAGCCAAAUGUGGAUGAUCGACAAUCACUUUUCUUGGACGAGUCGUCACAGUCAGUCGGCCAAACAACUACGCCAAACAGAGAAGAGGACAGGGUAAGUAGGAGAGUGGAACAGGAAACUGAAUCUGAGAUGAAUUACCAACGGCCAGUAUUUGCUGAACCCACCGAGUAUCUUCCCAAUGAGAGAACAGAAGUAGACUCAGAGCCUUCCCAGAGCAAUUAUGAACAGUUACUAUUGACUGAAGGACAAUCAAACAAAAUGCUUCUUUCAGACAGAGGAGAAAUUAUCCCUGAUACAGGAAUACAGGGUACACCAGAACAGCAGAACACCUACGGAAACCGUUCCUUUACAGAUGGAGAUCUUCGGGAAAAUAUCUUCCAUCUUCUACCUACAAAUGAGAGAGAACAGAAUGCUGUCUAUGUUAAAACGGAAGAAGAGUCCGGUCAGCAGUUAUUGUUGAUCGAGCCACCAUCGGAGGAUAUGUUCCCGUUCAACACAUUGCCUUCAAGUAAUUCCUCCUCGAUUACAAACGUCACAGACCUCACAUUUCAAUCAGCCGGAUCCCCUGUUUUUCCCGAACAAAUGCUACUCGUUACCUUUGAUCCUUUAAACGCUACCGACUCCCGACCGCUCGACCCUUUUGAACAGCUUAUGAGAGACACUCAACACGGAGGCAAAAGGGUCCUUCGUACGAACGAAGUUGAUGACGUCCGGAUUGACUUUGAUGAUAGCACAGAUAGUUUACCCUUUGACUUUCAAGGAACAGAAAAACUGAGAACGGUUGAUCAUGAAACCAGUGAACAAACUAACAUCGUCGAUACCGAUCACGUGACACAUAGGACAAGCGGUGAUUCGCUUCGGGUCCCCGACGACCAUGGACGAAUUACUGACAACGAGCAGUUGCCACAAGAAGGCAGAAAUGAAUUUGGGCAAAUCCAGGCAAAUGACUUGCCAACUACAGCUUAUAGUGACGCCGAAUCACACAAAUCAAUUGAACCAACUCCUCCACCAAGAAAGAUGAAAGAAAAAUUGACACCCGUUUUGUUUCCUCGAGGAGAAAAUAAUUUGAACGAAGGUAAUGAAAGUAAAAACAACAAGAAAUUGGAACCAAAACCUUACAGUGUUAUGAUCAUGGUUGACGACGAAAUCGUCGAAACGCCAUUGGAAAAAGACUUAAGUCCGUCUGAUGGUGGAAAGAAGAAACCGAAAAGCCCACCUCAGCCCGCGGUUCUCCAAACAUUUACCAACGUUGAUGAAGAGGAGAUUUCUACAUCACCAAGUAAAAUAAAGAAAAGGUUACAGGAUGAAGUAAUUCAAGCACCGUCAGGUAAAAAACCUAUAGCUGCUGAUGAAGUGAAAGUUAAACCAGUUCGUCCGCCGAGGCCUGGUGUCCCUGUGCAAUUCGCCAACACGGAGAGCGAAGAUGGUUUCACUUCGCCAAGAAAAGUAGAAAAGACAUUGAAUGAGGACGAAACAUCAAGCCUUGGGGAGGAGAAAACGAAGGCAAGACCUAAAAGGCCGCCAAAGCCACUGGUUCCAGUAGAGUUCGCCGAUGUAGAGGAGGAAAACACUUACAAGUCGCCAAGUCAAAUACGAAAAGAGUUGGAAGAGGCAAGCAAGAAAGGCCAGCGUACAGUUAUUGGACCAAAGCCAACAGGACGACAGCAGAAAGCUCAGAUGGCUGAUAACAGAGCUGCUCAAUAUCAGAUUGAGGGGAAAAGGAAAGAGAGUACAGCUGACCACGCCCAGGGGGGAGAACAGGCAGAUGAGGAAGGGGAGACAAUGGGAAAGGGACGACUUUUAAAGUUGAUUGCUGCUUUUAAUAGAUAA